CUUUGCACAAAUGAGUGCUUUCGUGUACAUAUGUGGAAGCAACCCACAUAACUGCAGGUCUAUGUUGAUGGUGAAUUCAAUAUGGUCUUUGGGUUAGAAGAAAAGGUAUUCUCUCCUCCCUUGCCAUGUCAAGCCAGGUACCCGGAGGUCGUGGUGUCCCUUGCUUGCUUUCUCCUGCUCUUUCAUCGGCUGAAGCGGCGGGACGAGCUGCCGACGAACUGGCCGGUGAUCGGCGCGCUGCCGGCGAUCAUCGUGAACGCCGGGCACAUGCACGAGUGGAUCACGGAGUUACUGAGCGCGGCCGGGCUGUCGUACGUCAUCAAGGGGCCAUGGGGCUCGCCCAUAGACGUGAUCGUCACGGCCGACCCGGCGAACGUGGCGCACGUGUUCACGUCCAACUUCAGCAACUACCCCAAGGGGGAGGAGUUCGCCGCGCUAUUCGACGUGCUCGGCGACGGCAUCUUCAACGCCGACGGUGAGUCGUGGGCGUUCCAGAGGCGCAAGGCGCACGCGUUGCUGUCGGACGAGAGGUUCCGCGCCGCGGUCGCCGCGAGCACCGCGCGCAAGCUCCGAGAUGGGCUCGUGCCGCUCCUCGACUGCCUCGCCGCGUCGGGUGCGGUCGUCGACCUGCAGGACGUGUUCGUGCGCCUGACCUUUGACCUCACAGCGAUGUUUAUGUUCGGCCUCGACCCCGGCUGCCUCGCCGCGGACUUCCCGUCCGUCCCGUUCGCCACGGCCAUGGACGCCGUCGAGGAGGUCCUCUUCUACCGGCACAUAAUGCCCGUGCCGUGGCUGAGGCUCCAGUCGUUCCUAAAGAUCGGGCAUAGCAAUAAGAUGGCCAAGGCUCGGCAGGUGCUCGACGCGUCCAUCGCCGAGUUCAUCUCGCUCCGGCGAGAGCGCGCGACAGUCACCACCGGCGAGGACGACCAUGACCUGCUGAAGUCGUACCUGGCGUGCCAGGACGAGGUAGGCAAGGAGGGCGCCGAGUUCGACCGGUUCUUGCGCGACACGACGCUUAACAUCAUGGUCGCCGGCCGCGACACGACGAGCUCGGCCUUGACGUGGUUCUUCUGGCUGCUCACCAAGCACCCCGACGUGGAGGCCAAGAUCCUCGACGAGCUCCGAGCGCACCCGCCGUCCUCCGGCGCGGGACACCACACCGCCGCCGAGCUGAAGCGCCUGGUCUACGUGCACGCGGCGCUGUCGGAGUCGCUUCGGCUGUACCCACCGGUGCCGUUCGAGCACAAGGCCGCGGCGCGGCCGGACACGCUACCGAGCGGCGCGCGCGUGGGCCCGUCGCGGCGUGUUAUCGUCUCUUUCUACUCGAUGGGCCGCAUGGAGGCCGUGUGGGGCAAGGACUGCCUGGAGUUCCGGCCGGAGCGGUGGCUGACGGCGGCGGGACGGCUCCGUCACGAGCCGUCGUACAAGUUCGUGGCGUUCAACGUGGGGCCCCGGACGUGCCUCGGCAGGGACCUGGCGUUCGCGCAGAUGAAGGCCGUCGUCACCGCCGUCGUGCCGCGGUUCCGGGUGGAGGUCGACGCCGGCUUCGCGGUGCGGCCCAAGCUGUCCAUCAUACUCCACAUGAAGGACGGGCUCAAGGUGAGGGUGCAUAAGAGAGAAGAGGCUUCAUCAGCUUAGUUAUGUUACGUUAAUUUUCUUGCUUAAUGAUGUCUGUCACGUUUAUUUUAUGAAAAUAUUUACUGUCAAGUGUCAAGUUUGUAUGUAUAGGAGUUUGUGUGUAUUGCACAUUUGCACUGCAGAUCUAGGUGAUCGAUGAUGCUUGCAUGUCGCCAAUCCUGUGGCGUUUGAUCGGAAGUCAAGCCACAGCAAAUUAAUUCAUGCAUAAGCAUCAGCUCUGCAUCUGUGAUGGGGACCGUGUCUGAGAGGUCGAUUAUGUGAUGAAUGAAACGUAGAACGCAAAGGGGAAAACAACUCCACAAAGGGUGCGGACACGGACUAUAUCUUCAUCAAUCCCUCACUUGAUAUCUAUGUAUCCUACUAUUGUAUAAUUUUCACUACUUUUUAAUACGAAUCUCAACAUAAUAGCCCAUAAGCGCAUUAGAGCUAGUGAAAUGUUUUCCUCCAAAACAAAGGUUCUGUCGUUUGAUCCAUCGGUUCGAUUGGUCUGCAACACUUCAAAAACUCUCCAAGGAUUGGUUUUGCAAUGAACGAACUGGCAUCAUCAUCGUAGCGUCGCGCUCGAUCAGUGCAACCAGACACGACUGGUGAUAACGUUGCUA
Molecule: messenger RNA, 2240 nt
Organism: Phragmites australis (common reed)
Lineage: Eukaryota; Viridiplantae; Streptophyta; Magnoliopsida; Poales; Poaceae
Product: alkane hydroxylase MAH1-like
Exons: 2
Coding region: 82-1638 (518 amino acids)
Molecular function (GO): heme binding; iron ion binding; monooxygenase activity
Source: RefSeq, a predicted model, not a curated record